AUGAAUAUAAGUAAUAUAUUAGAUAGCAAUGGUACACCUCCAAAUAAUGAUGUUGCGACAACAUCAUCAGACUUAUAUAUGAUCAAUCAAAUAACAAGACCAGAAGGUGUUGUAACAGGUGAAUCAAACUUAUUAGAACACUUUAACUUGUUGAAUAUAUUGAAUGACUUUAAAUCAAAGCAUUUAUCAUCAACUUAUAAAUCAUAUGUAAAGAAUCUACCGGGUGACACUUAUAUAAGACGAGAGAAACAUCAUCAUCAUCAUAGCGACAGACAAUCAACAUCCACUCCCAUCGGUCAUCAGAACGUCGGCACGCCCACAUCAGUGGCCACACCAACCGGUCCCAUCCUAUCACCACAACAACAACUACAGCAACAACAACAGCAACAACAACAAGAAGCACAACAGCGCAAGGACAAUGAGAAGAGACAGCAACAGAAUGUAGUGAAUGGAUUGGCAAAGCUGGUGGAGGGCAUCACAAACACAGGCAUCGCCUACGAGGACGACCAGCAAGAGUUGAUCCUGUUGUCGCUGUCGGAGCCACAGAUGAUGGCGGCAUUCACUCUGAUGGAUGGCGGAUAUGUACGACCAGAGAAAGAGAAGAGGAAGCAUCGUGACAAGAAUCGCGGCGACAAGAAGAAGCGCAAGAACAGAGAGGGUGGCGAUAUAGCCGAUGGAGUUGGAGGCGAUAGUGACAGACACAAGCGAAAGAAGAAGAGUAAACGAGAUGGCAGCGGGGAGAUGGACAUGCAACAUGUUGUGCUCGAGCACUAG
Molecule: messenger RNA, 774 nt
Organism: Acytostelium subglobosum LB1
Lineage: Eukaryota; Evosea; Eumycetozoa; Acytosteliales; Acytosteliaceae
Exons: 2
Coding region: 1-774 (257 amino acids)
Source: RefSeq, a predicted model, not a curated record